Durusdinium trenchii is the source of this 1098-nucleotide messenger RNA. NCBI's taxonomy places the organism in Eukaryota, Dinophyceae, Suessiales, Symbiodiniaceae. The record is from the annotation of a GenBank genome assembly.
AUGCCUAUGAACCUGCUGGAGUUGGAGCCAGCGACGACGUUGCAUUUCUGUAAGACGCCAACGAAUACGUCGCCCAAUAGGAAACUCAUGCUGAUCAACAAGACCAGCGGUUAUGUCGCCUUCAAGGUGAAGACCACGGCCCCGAAGUCCUACCUGGUCCGGCCGAGCGCUGCGACCCUGGGGCCUCACAGCAGAGAGGAGGUCACCAUCAUCCUGCAGCCACCGGGAGAAGGCCAGAACCACCGUUUCUUGGUUCAGGCGGUUCAAGUCAAUUCAUCACAGCCCGUCAAUCGAGAAGAGUGGAGCCAAUUCAAGAAGGAGCAGAUCGAAGAGCAGCGUCUAAACGUCGUCCUCGAGGAAUUCGAGUCCGAACCUGCGGGGACUCACGAGAACUUCGGUUUCGGGUCUGGACCUGUGUCCGAUGCCAGAGCGGCCGGGGAGGCUCCUGCGGACCUGCAGGUGAAGUAUGAUGAGUUAGUGCAGUACACUCUCAUGCUAGAGAAGCAGAAGAAGAAAUUGGAGGCUGAGUGGCUGGUGGAGGUCAUCGACAACACUGACAGACUGGGGGAAGAUGACGACGACGACGAGCCAGAGUACUUGCAAUUUAAGGUCAUUCUCCUGGGCGACGGCGCCGUCGGCAAGACCUCUCUGGCAACUAGGUUCUGCGAGGAUCACUUUGCAAAGCAAUACAAGCAGACCAUAGGCCUGGACUUUUUUGUGAAGCGGGUGGUUCUCCCGGGCGACAUUCAUGUUUGCUUGCAGAUCUGGGACAUCGGAGGGCAAUCCAUCGGCGGGAAGAUGCUCAGCAACUAUACCUACGGUUCCGGUGCUGUGGUGCUUUGCUACGACAUCACCAACUAUGCAAGUUUUCAGCACUUGGAGGACCUGAGGGAUGCUGAAGGACCUGAGUUAUCUACAUCCUGCAAGACAGCCAUGCAAGACAGAGAGGAGGAGCGCUGGGACCAGCUCAGAGGACCCAAGGACAUCCACCGCUGUGGAGAUUCAGGGACUUUCCGAAGCUGUGUGCAUCAGCCGGAGGCCAUGAGCCCGUGGGCCUCGGAUGGUUGGCAAACCGAAGCUUCCGAGUCUGGACACUGA